Messenger RNA from Dendroctonus ponderosae (mountain pine beetle), 4755 nucleotides. RefSeq names its product myosin-10. Gene Ontology annotation, molecular function: protein-folding chaperone binding. Lineage: Eukaryota; Metazoa; Arthropoda; Insecta; Coleoptera; Curculionidae. Bases 441 to 4499 code for a protein of 1352 amino acids. The record is from RefSeq and is a predicted model, not a curated record. The transcript has 3 exons.
AAACAUUUAGUACCAGGUUUUUAACUAAACUAGUGGAAGUGGAACAGUUAUCGCUUUAACAAUGUGAACUGAGAACGAGAAUUUUGAUAAAUUCAAUUUAUCAAAAUAUUUAACAUGUAAGCCAUAGUUUCAUAUUGCAAAGAGUGGCGCAAUUUGUCUGUUUCAUUGAUGAUCUAAGUAGUUCGUUAUUAAACGUACGGUACAUAUUAUCAAGGAAAAAUAAAGGUAUCUUAUCAGCAGGUUGUAAUCGCGCUAGCAAGAUUAAUUUUUAUGAAACAUGGUGUAUGGUGAUGGUGGGCUGCAGAGAGAGAAAAAAUCCUUCAAAUUAAAACAAAAGCAGUAUCUAGCCUUCUUAGAAGAAGUCCGGAGAGUCCAAAUAGCUUUGUAUUUUUAAAAUAUCUAAAACUAUUCCGACUGGCAAUAUUUCCUGCAGUCAUAUCAUGGGCAAUAACCAAACCAAGAUCAGAGACGAGGAACAACUUCGAAGCAUCAGGAGAGAAGUUAAAUCAAUAAGUACUAGCGUGAAGCUAUCUCGUAAAAAUAUAUCCCAAGUCAAUAAGGAACACAUUGUCGAAAAACUAGCGAAAUGCACUAACGAAGUUAGUGCCUUAAAUGGUCGAGUCAAGCGGAAAGACAUUGAGGGUACAUUGAAGAACAUUUCAGAAACCAUGGAAGAAGUUUUGAGCAUGGAAACUAACCAGUUGGAUUCAGGAGCUGUGGAGAGUGAUUCUUUUGUAAACGUGCCUCUUAGUCAAACGCGGUCAGCCUCUCUUGGUUCCUUACGUAGUAUUAAGAAGUCAGCUAACACCAAAUCGAUCGCGUCCAGCAGGUCCGGUCCCUCUUUACGAGAUAUCGAAGGAAAAGUGGAACAACUGAAAUUUCAAAUCCCCACAGCCAUUUCCAAUCGAGAUACCGCACAACUUAGAGAUCAUCAGAAGACGAUUGUUUCCAUGACAGCGGCAUUAGACAUGAUCCCUUUGAAUGAGGCUGAUUCGCUUACCAUCCGGCGCAAAGACGACCUCAACAAGAAACUUGGUGAGCUUUAUCGGAAAUUAACUAGAGUUUUGAGGCAAGAUGACAAUUUUAAAAACAGCCCAAAAACUCAUAUGGCUCGUUCCGAUCUUGCACAAAUAGAAAUGGCCAUAGCAAAAAAUGACUCUUUAAUGGACGCGCUGCUUAAGCAGAAAUAUGCCGAUUUCUCACAAGUUCGAAACUAUAUGAUAGAAAUUAACAAACACCUGGCUACCGUUGUUAUCGUGGAUAAGGAAGUAAAGGAACGAGUCGGCUUGCUAUCUCAAAAGCUAUCUGAGACAGCAAGAAAUUUAGAUCAAGUUAUGGCCCGAAGGGAAUUUGAUUCAAAAUUAACAAAGUUGUCCGAGAGUUAUGAGCGCUUAAUGCGAAACUUGGAGCCCAACUCCAAUUCAGAUGAUACCUUGAUUAACCUAGAAGUAUUGCAAGCUUCUUUAGAGUCCCUGGAGGAAAUUGAUGAGAAGAGCAAAAAUCGUAAAAAGGAGCUGCUCAGUCAUAUAUCUUCCAGUAUUAAGAAGAUAACCCAAACGCUGGAACAGUACUCUGAUCGGAACAUUGUUAAAGGCAUUGUUGAGGAUAAUGUGAUUCUAAGACGAAACCUGAAAAGCAAUGACAAAGAAUUCACUGUGAUAGAUCAAUUUAUUAAUUACUGGACCAAUGUGAAAGGCAAUUUUAACGUAAAUGCAUACUCAAAUUUAUCCCUUUUACGAAUUGACAGUGUGUUGGAAGAUAUGCAAGUCUCGAUUAAUGAUUUAAGAAUCCAGAUUGCCAAAAAGUGCAAUACAAAUCCUCCUAGCAAUGAACGAUUGAGCAAAAAACGAUCACAAUCUGUACCGAAAUUAAACACAAAAGAUAGCAGCGAUGAGACUGAUCUGAUAAAAACUAGUGCUAAAAUCUACAGCAUUCCAAAGCAUGAAGUACGAAGUAAUGAGCAACAAAACCAGUCACUCAACUUUAACCAAGUAGAGAACAUCAAAUUACAUGUUCAUGAAAUCAAGCUGGACAUGAAUAAUAACUCAAAUAAAAUCAUUAUAAAGAACAAAUUAGAAGAAUGUCAAAAUCUUCUCGCUGAGCACGUAAACGAUUCAAAUCAGGCAGUUGCAAACAAUGCAAAACUCGUUUUAGAAGAAAUCAAUGAAAUAGCAACUAAAAUAGUCCUGGAAAACUUUAAAGAAAAAUUGCCAUCAUUAUCUAAGAGAACUCAGAACUUAAAAGGCACAACAAAUUUCGAGUGGGUUCAAACAUUAAAGACCGAAUUACUUCAAAUACAGUUAGAUUUGAAGAACUUAAAUAUCCCAUCAAAAUAUGAAUCACUCUUGCAGGAAAAGGCAUACUUACUAAAUGAAGUUCGAGCGAACAUUGAUAUUCUAGAUAAAAACGAUUCACUUUUGAAAAAGCAAGAAGCUGAAAGAGCCGAGCAGCUUAAAUGUAUGCUGCAAGAAUUAAAGGGCAAAGUUCACAAAUUUUCCGGCAUUUCCGGUGGUGUUCAAUACAAUCAAAUCGAAAGAGGCUUAAAUAAACUUCUUCUCAAUAUUGGAGAGUUGAGUAGCAAACCCCUUUCUAAUACAUUGACUCAGGAAAUUGAAAAACUUUCAAAAAUUUUGGAGAGUCGAGCUUCACAACCACAGAGUUUUAAAAAAAGCACUGAACAUGACACAACAGAAGGGGAACAUAUUGAAAUGCUGAAAAUUAAAAACGCUUUACUACAGCUUAAAUUGGACAUUGAUCAGGCUGCUGUAGGCAGCAUUGAUGAUUGCUUAAGAUUCCAGACUCGCUUGGAUCUAAUAAAAUUCGAGCUGAGUCAGAUAGUAGUCAAAUCCAACGAAAACUUAGCUAAAGAGAAAGAAAUAUAUAUGAGCGAAACUGAAACUUUAAUGAAAGUAAUUAAUAUGAAAAUAUCUCCUGGAAAGGAACCAUUGAAAUUGAAACCACCCGAGCUGAGUGAAUAUAAAGCAAAUAAAGAAAUAGAAAAAAUUGAACAGGCAUUUGAAAAUAUUAGAGAAAAAAUCUCAAAUUCAACUACCGAGCAAGCUAAACAUGAGUUUUAUCAAUUUGCAAACGACAUACGAAACCAGAAGAAAAUGCUUGAACGCUAUGAUGUUGAACCAGAAUCUGAGUUAUACCAAAAGCAAGCAAAUAUGAUUGAGGGAAUGGAAGCUUAUAUUGAAAUACUCGAAAAGGAAGCAGCUGAUAUCAAUUUUAUAUUCAACAUGGAAAAAAGAAGUAAAGAACUUGAAGAGGAAUUUGCCAAUGACCCUCAAUCUAAAUUGCCAGAACUGGAAGGCGAAUUAGAAUCAGUAAGAAUUGGAUUACACCAAUAUAACAUGAGCUCAUCUAAUCAAAUCUUAACAGAAAACAAAUUGAAGUUGGAACAUCAAACAGACUUAUUAAUGCAGAAACUGGAAGAACUGAAGCAAAAUCAAGCGCAACUGAAGGACGAUAAAAAGGAAAAAGCAGCAAUUGAAAAUGUGAAACAAAAUAUCAAAAUGAUUGCACCACAAAUUCACUCAUUUGUUGGUAUCAAAUCAAGUAAUGAAUACUAUAAAUUAAAUGAAACUAUUAUCAGAUCAUCGUUAGCUUUGGAUGAAAUUCUAGUCAACAAAGGUGAACUACACAAUAGUAGGAUAAAGUUACUCAAAGAGCUACACACUCUUGGAAAUAUUUUGGACGAAAGGACAAACCAAACUGAACAGAUAUUUGAGAUAGAAAGGGCUCUUAAUGAAAUAUCAGAUGUGCUCAAGCAAAAUGUUGGGAAUGACUUUAAAAUGAAUAUUAUAGAACGGAUGGAAGAAAUUGGUAAACGAUUGGCAAAUCUGCAAUUGGCAGUUGAUCUGGUUCCAAGACAAGAAGCAUGCGCCAAAAGAGUUAUCAUGUUGCAACAACAAAUUGAAAAAUGUUCUUCGAAAUAUACAAAUUCUAGCUCUGCAGAGUAUUUACCUAAAACAUAUAGUUUGGGUUCGAGCAAAACUUCGAGCAGUUCAGGUAACAUUGAACAUGAAAAUGAUGAUAUAUUAACUGCAAUAUCGACCAGGAUUGAAGAUAUCGCCAAACUUAUAGAGAACACAAAAUCCGACAACGAAUUGCAACAGUUAGAUGACGCUCUCAUAGAACUAGCUGUUCAACUUAAGAAGAUUAAUUAUCCCGCACAUAUGAAUGAACAGUCAACAUUGAACAAUCUGCAACAGAGGAUUGAUUUCCUUACCGAUAUCAUUGAAGGAAAAAUGCAAGACUAUGAUCGAUUCAAUUCUAUUAGGCAAGAAGUCGACUUAUUAAGAGAGAAGUUAAGCAAAUCAUUGCCUUGGGAAGUUAUAGAUCAAAUUGAUGAACGAUUGAAUCAGUUACUUUUAGACUUGAAGAAAAUUCCCAAUUCUAGCUUGAAAGCUGAUAUAGAUCAAUGUAUGCAUUUGAUUAUUCGAUUAACAAAACACAUUGGUGAAGCAAAAAUAUCAAAUAAUAACAAAACAUCGUAAGAUUGUAUUUGGCAAUUAAUAUUUAAUUUCAAAUCUGUAUUCCAUAGUAUGUAGAAUAUUUCUAUUCAUUACUCAUUUAAUUUAUUUUUAAGAUAUGUUAUUUAAUUCUAUUUGGGGCCACUACUAAUUAUUGUAUUACCGUAAAUUUUCCUAAAAUACUUUCUGUUGAAUUUAUACUAAGAAUUAAUCACAUUAUGUAUCACCAACGCUUGUAUAGUAUUUUGUAUGUAAUAUUAAACAAACAUGUAAGUCCCAA